UGAAUUGUGAAUGUUGAAUGCGUCUUUGAGUGAUAAAUUCAAUGAAAAUUCAGUGCCCAUUCUGUUCUCUCUUUCUCUGCCCAGAAACCCUAAACCCCUAAACUCACAAAUCCUCUCCAUUCCUCUCACCAUGAACUCCACGCUAGCCACGUCUUUCCUCCAUCUCAAAGCACCUUCCUUGAACUCUCCUUCUCUUCCCCAUUUCAUCUCUCUCAAGUCCCAUAAUCCUAAUACCAAUUUCUCAUCUAUUUCUACCCUUAGAUCAGUCAGAGCAUCAUCAGAUCAUACCCACAAACCUUCCAUUCUCAAAAGCCUCACCAAAGCCGCUAUCCUAAUUGGUUUCACAGCAUCAGUUGCAGUCAGAUUCUCAGUUUUGCCGGCCAGAGCUGAAACUUCUGUACCUCUUACAGAAAAUAGGCCAACCCUCGAGGAAGAGGAAGAAGCAGAAGUAGAAGAAGUAGAGGUAGAGAAACAGCAAAAUCAGAACCUAAAUGAUCGAUCAACACCAUUCUCUCGACUGCUUGACUCAAGUGCUGAAGCAAUUGAAUCUCUCAAAUCACUUUUACAACAAAAGCUCGAAAAUGGGGAAGACGAGGAGGCUCUGAAGGUACUUCAGCGUCUAGUAGACGCACAACCGUCCGUGACCGAGUGGAAAUUCUUGAUGGCUAGGUUGUUAAAUGAAGUGGGUCGAACUCUGGAUGCACGCCAGGUGUUCGAAGAAAUUCUCCAUGUGAAUCCGUUGUCUUUUGAGGCACUAUUCGAGAAUGCACUCCUAAUGGAUCGUUGUGGAGAAGGAGAUGCGGUUAUUAGGAGGCUACAAGAGGCUCUAGACAUCGCCAAAGAGGACAAUAAAGUAAAAGAAGCAAGAGAUGUGAGGUUCAUUAUAGCACAGAUACAAUUUCUGCAGAAGAAUGUAGAGAAGGCAUUGAAGAGUUAUAAAGAGUUGUCCAAGGAAGAUCCCAGUGAUUUCAGGCCAUAUUUUUGUCGAGGAAUGAUAUAUAGCUUGCUUGACAAGAAUGAGGAGGCAAGAGAACAAUUUGCCAAGUAUAGGGAGCUUUCACCCAAGAAGUUUGAGGUGGAGGGCUAUUUGAGGACCCCAUUGUCAAGGAUGAAGGUUUUUGGGUCCAAUGAGGAGAAAUGAGCUACUUAACCUUGGUGGGUUCUUGAUUAAUAAAGUAAUAAUGAUCAGAAAGAGCCGUUUUUUUUUUUUUUUUUUUUUUUUUUUUGCGGACAGACAAGGGGACACUGGCUGCAUUUUCAUGUAACCCUCGGCUUCUUUUGCAAGUUUAGUAAGUUAUUGUUUUAUAGGAACUGAUGUUGAAUUUUCAUUAAUAGGAAUAAAGGAAAAGGCAUAUCUUAUUGCUA
Messenger RNA from Manihot esculenta (cassava), 1365 nucleotides. RefSeq names its product protein SLOW GREEN 1, chloroplastic. Gene Ontology annotation, molecular function: protein binding. The transcript has a single exon. The record is from RefSeq and is a predicted model, not a curated record. NCBI's taxonomy places the organism in Eukaryota, Viridiplantae, Streptophyta, Magnoliopsida, Malpighiales, Euphorbiaceae. The coding region runs from base 11 to 1141 and encodes 376 amino acids.